AUGAGCGGAAUGCCGGAAAUGUAUCCCCUCGCCCGUGACAGGGCCGAGUCCCAUCGGCAAGUACUCAACGAGCAGCACAAAGUCCUUGUCGACUUUGUCGAAGGACCUAUAGACCAGUCCGUGCCACUGGAGAACAUCUCUGCCAUUGCUGACGUUGCUACUGGGACCGGAAUAUGGCUCUGGGAUGUUAAGAAGUUGCUCGACAAGCAUGCAGGCGAGUCUGAGCGGUCGUUCCACGGCUUCGACAUCUCCGCAGCGCAAUUCCCACCAGCUCUCGAGGGCAUCCAUCUCAGCGUCCAGGACGUAUUCCAGCCGUUCCCCACCGAGCACCACAACCGCUAUGACUUGGUCAACGUCAGGCUCCUGGUCACUGCGUUUCCUGAGUCAGAGUAUCAGAAGGCCGUCAACAAUCUCCUGACCAUCUUGAAGCCCGGAGGCUACCUGCAGUGGGUUGAGAUUGACUUCUCAGAGUUGGCGACCGAUCACCCUAGAGCUUCACCGGUGACUGACACUUGGCUGAAGUUCUGCGAGAUUACAAAUAUAAGCCAACGCGCUCCAGGCGUGAUCCAGAGCGCCUACCAGAACGCUGGGCUUCUGAACAUCGUCAACCGACCAUUCUCGCCUCGCAAUCGACAAGACCUGCUCGAAAGAAUCCAAAAGUGGCAAACGGGGUUUUACACCAGCGUGAUGCCUCUCAUUCUUCUCAAGACCAGAAACGUGGCUGACAGUGACGCGGCGAACAAGAGAGCUGCAGAGAUUCUUCGAGACCUGCAGCUCUACUACGCUGAAGGAAAUGUUGUCGAUACCAGGUUUGGUGAUUCCUCCGCCCCCGAGCCUAUCGUCGACGAUCCGUCCGCCCAGCAUGCCCCGGCGCAGCUCGACUUUGGUGCCGAUGCCGCUGAGCUAGCCCUAGCAGCGAACCGGAUUGCUGGUAUUGAUCUCCCCACACGCCACCUUGACCGUUAG
Molecule: messenger RNA, 966 nt
Organism: Aspergillus mulundensis
Lineage: Eukaryota; Fungi; Ascomycota; Eurotiomycetes; Eurotiales; Aspergillaceae
Product: class I SAM-dependent methyltransferase
Exons: 5
Coding region: 1-966 (321 amino acids)
Source: RefSeq, a predicted model, not a curated record